This is a messenger RNA of Chlorella variabilis, 618 nucleotides long. RefSeq lists its product as hypothetical. Lineage: Eukaryota; Viridiplantae; Chlorophyta; Trebouxiophyceae; Chlorellales; Chlorellaceae. The transcript has 6 exons. The annotation marks the transcript as partial. Gene Ontology annotation, molecular function: oxidoreductase activity. The record is from RefSeq and is a predicted model, not a curated record.
CUUUCCCGCAGCGGCAUCAAGCGGGAGCACCUGUUCAUCACCUCCAAGAUCCACCCCCGCCACCUGGGCUACUGGAGCACUCUGGAGGUCUUCAACGAGGCCCUUCAGGACCUGCAGACCGACUACGUGGACCUGAUGCUGCUGCACUACCCAGACUGGGCCGCCCUGGAGCAGCUGGUGUCGGAGAAGAAGCUGCGGGCGGCGGGGGUCUCCAACUUCAACCUUGACCAGAUGGCGGAGCUGAUCCGCAUCGCCCGCAUCAAGCCCGCCGUGCUGCAGAGCAACUCGGACCUGCUGCGCCAGGAGUGGGAGCUGCAGGCCUUCUGCCGCAACCACGGCAUCCAGUUCCAGGCAUACUCCUCCCUGGGGGGGCAGUGGCUGAACCCUGUGCUGGAGCACCCCGUUGUGUACGACAUCGCGGUGCGCCUUGGCAAGACAACGGCGCAGGUGGUGCUGCGCUGGGCGCUGCAGCACGGCCAGGCCGUGGUGCCGCGCACCACCAAGGUCAACCGCAUGGAGGCCAACCUGGACCUCUUCUCCUUUGACCUAACAGAUGCCGACAUGCAGAGGCUGGACGCCCUGGACGGCUCGCUGCAGCUGCAGGAGGCCGCCGCCUGA